AUGAUGAUGACGCAGCCGUUCCCUGCCCACCAAGGCAUGCCCCAACAUGGGUUUCCUCCCGGCCAUCCAAUGGCCGCGCAACAUCCAAAUGGACACCCAGGCCCUGGGAUGGCACAGCAAAUGCAUCCCGGUGUAUCCGCGCCAAGCGGGCCCCAGGUCAGCCAAGCGGGCCCGAUGAUGGGUGGGAUGCCCCCGGGCGCUGGAACCGCUGGCCCUGGUAUGCCAAAUGCUCAUGCUCUCUCCCACCUGAAUCCUGCGCAGGCGCAUAUGCUUCAGGGCCCGCAAUUCCAGCAAAAUUUUGCGAAUAAUCCUCAAUUCUUACAGCAGCAGCAACAUCAGCAGUUAAUGCGACAACGAAUGAUGAUCCAACACCAGCACCAACAGCAACAGCAGCAGCAACAACAGCAACACCAGCAACAACAACAGCAGCAGCACCAUGGCGUCCCCGUUUCGAUGCCUAAUGGCACACAAGGACUCAAUGCUGCUCAAAUGGCCGCAAUGCAAGGAAACCCCGGAAUGCGACCCGUCAACAUGGUGCAUCUUCAGCAGCAAAUGCCACAUGGCCAACCGCAAAGUUUCCAACACCAACAACAAUUCCUCGCGAUGCAGCAGCAACAACAGGCGCAACAGGCCCAGGCCCAGGCCGUCCAAGCCGGCAAUGGACAACCAGGCCAACAUACCCCGCAACGUGCAUCGGCGCAGCCCCCAAACAUACAUGAACAAAGUGCCACCCCGCAGUCACAGCACGGUGGUCCGCCCCAGGGAAGUGGCACUCCUCAGCCAUCCCAACCAUCUCAGCCACCAUCUUCUCAGCCCCCAACUUCACAAGGACCUCCUCAGGGCCAGGCCACCCCAAACCCGCCUCCACAGCAAUUGCCUCAGUCCCAACAGCCCGGCCAACUGGGCCAGCCUGGCCCGCAGCAGCAAACCCCCCAAAGCGCGCAGGGCCAGCCGGGCCAACAGCCAGGGCCUCAAAAUCAGCAUUUGACGCCCCAAGAAAUGCAAAUGAAAGCACAGCAACAUCAGCAGAUGUUAAUGCAGCAAAGGAUGAAACCACAGAACCAGGCACUCAUGGUUUUAGAUGCCUAUUCUGAGCAAUUGUGCAACUUUGUAUCCCGCAGCGAGGCGCAGGAUCUUUUAUAUUGGCAGUCGUUUGUUGACCGUUUCUACUCCCCUGUAGGUGUGUUGCGGCAGGGUGUUUGGUGCACAGCGGCAGGGUCUAAACAAUUCGAGAUCGCGACGCCUGCAUUGGCGCGUUAUUAUCUGACGCAAUUCUCAAGCGGGAUUACAUCCAUCCAGAUGGUGGUGGAAGGCGCCCGCGAGCGGGAAUCUCAGAAUGGAGGGCACUACGUCGAAGCUCCCAAAUGCUCAUUUAUUUACUGGUUCAAGAAUGAGUGCCAGCUCUUCACCACUGGUUCCCUACGCGCGCACUUUGAUGCCAAUCACAAGCUUGAAAUGCUGGAUAUUAGUGUGGUCAACCACAACGAGUAUAUCCCACGAUCUCUCCUGUUGGCCAUGGAGGCAGACUCGCAGAAGCAAAGCCCCAAGGUUCCUAAGAACGCAAAGCGCGCCCAGCAAAAGCCAACACCCUCAGUGUCACUGCCGGACUCCAUCAUCAAUGCCUAUGGUGUGCCCACUGAAGUGAUGUCCUUCCUAGAGGUCGCCGAGACAAUGUCGCAGAUGCAAAUGCUGUUCCAGUUCUCCCACACAAAUCCCCAGCUCUCGCCCCCAAAUGCUUUACGGAAUCUUGUCGGUUCUUUUACAGCCAAUCCAGGCUUCGUACCAGGCCCUGUGAACCCUGGCAUGAACCCGGGCAUGAACCCAGGAAUGACUCCGGGCAUGAAUCCCGGCAUGAACCCAGGAAUGAACCCAGGAAUGAACCCAGGCAUGAAUCCAGCCAUGAACCAUAUGCAUCCCGGUAUGAGCCCUGGCAUGAAUCCAGCCAUGAACCCAGGCAUGCAACCUAUGCAAAACGUGCGGGGACCUAGUAUGGGCGCCCCCUCGCAAUUUGCCUCGCCCGCCAUGGCCCAUCUCGGCCUUCCCGGGCAGCAAGGCUCGCCUCAUCUGUCAGGAUCAGCACAUCCGAGCCCGGCCCAGAGCCAUCUAGCCGGUCCCCCGGGUAUGCAACCCCCCAUGCAGCCGUCUCCAGCUGGCGUCAACAAUAGUCCAAAUGUAGGUGGCAACAAACGUCGCCGGGCGAGCACCGUGAAAAUGGAGUCCGAGGAUGGUGCUGGAGUCGAUGCUAACGGCGCUCCGCAGGGCUCAGCGAAACCCAAGCCUAGCCCUCGGGUGACCAAGCGACAGAAGGGGGCCGCUGCUUGA
Molecule: messenger RNA, 2322 nt
Organism: Penicillium salamii
Lineage: Eukaryota; Fungi; Ascomycota; Eurotiomycetes; Eurotiales; Aspergillaceae
Source: the annotation of a GenBank genome assembly